AUGCCCGAAUCUGUUACCUUGUUCAUUCCCCAGCAGACAUAUGUCUCUGGCAGUGCUGUGGAGGGUGAAGUCGAGCUAGACUUCACCCUUGUCCAGGAAGAGCAGCUCGAAGAGGUCCGUGUGAAGCUCAAGGGCCUGAUAUACACUCUCGUCAGUUCCAGUGCCCAGGCUGUUUCCGAGAACGAGGAGGUCGAUAUUCUUCGGUUGGAGGUCCCUGUCUGGACGCGCGGAGCCGCCUAUCCUCCUCCGGACUCUCAUCUCCUCCGCUUGCAGUUCUUGAUCCUGCUCCCGACUAAGAUUCCUCCAUCUUGCGAAUUUUAUGACAUCAAUAAUGCUGCCAUCGUUCGCUAUGAGAUCGAGGCGAUUGGUAUCCGACCGGGGACUUUGCGCAUGAACAAGCGGAUCGCGAAACCGAUUGUCGUGCUCCCGGCACAUCCGACGAGUGCACGAGUACGAUCUGCUCUUCGGGAGGGUUGGCAUGGCGCUUGGAAUUCCGCUGUUGAAGAGAAGCAGAUUCGCCAAGGUCUUUGGGGCGAGCGUGCGCAUGUCCGGGUGGAGAUGAAGUAUCCGCAACUCAGAGCGUUUCCAAUAUACACAGCCAUUCCCUUCACCGUAACGAUAUCUACUACGAGCAAGGCUACGAAGCGGGGCGAGACGUCUGAUGCGAAGCCUAUCUGGCCGUCUCCGCCAGUCACAUCUCAGGACAUACGUUUUGAACUCAGGAGGGAAGUACAUGUUGUCAGUCAACACCUCUCUGGUAUUUUCCACGAAAAGAAUAUCCCUUUGGAUGGCAUGGAUCGCUCGGCGACUGAGGUCAAAGUGAACGUAUUGCCGAAGAAGUGGGUACCUCUCGAUACGGACGCAUCGAAGGGGAAGUGGAAACAGCAGACCACAUUCUCGUCGACAAUAUUUUUAUCGUGUACUCCAACGUUCAAGUCGUCUCGUGUGGAAAUCAGCUAUACCAUGCACAUCGGUGUUCCAUUUAGUGGAUGGCAAAACAGCGUGACUCUUACCCUGCCUGUGAUAGUAUCAUCGGGCAUGGUUCCACCUUCAGCGCCAGCAUACUCAGAAUAUGUUCCCCCGCCUCCUGAGUUUGUAGAUGGUGCACUGGGUUUACAACCUCCCGCUUUCGAUUUUCCGCCGUGA
Messenger RNA from Fibroporia radiculosa, 1146 nucleotides. RefSeq lists its product as uncharacterized. The transcript has 4 exons. NCBI's taxonomy places the organism in Eukaryota, Fungi, Basidiomycota, Agaricomycetes, Polyporales, Fibroporiaceae. Bases 1 to 1146 code for a protein of 381 amino acids. The record is from RefSeq and is a predicted model, not a curated record.